Messenger RNA from Topomyia yanbarensis, 6138 nucleotides. RefSeq lists its product as uncharacterized. The record is from RefSeq and is a predicted model, not a curated record. Lineage: Eukaryota; Metazoa; Arthropoda; Insecta; Diptera; Culicidae. The transcript is spliced from 2 exons. The coding region runs from base 1 to 6138 and encodes 2045 amino acids. Gene Ontology annotation, biological process: DNA integration. Gene Ontology annotation, molecular function: nucleic acid binding.
AUGAUUGGAUGUGACAUGUGCGAUGUGUGGUUUCACGUCGAUUGUGCUGGUAUCACGAGUGAGAACACGGAUCCAAACAAAAGCUGGCGCUGCGAGCAAUGUUUUAAUGACGAGGUGACCGAGGUUGCCAGUAAUACUAGCCGAAAAACCACGAUGACGUCAAGCAGCGUCAAUGCGCGACGGGCUGAGUUGGCACUAAAGCUGCUCGAAGAACAACAAGCGUUGCUGAAAAGGAAUCGGGAAAAGGAGGAUGAAUUUCGUCGGAAGGAAGAAGAAGUACAGAAGAAGAGAGCAGAGGAAGAUGCUAAGCUGCUCAAGCAGAAACAUGAGCUGCUGCAAUCGUUAGAAGAUAGGAACGGGAGCAAUAGAAGCGAGAUCAGCAGUAGGGCUAGCCGAAAGAUGGUUCAGUCGUGGCUCGGUGGAGGUGAAAUGCCGCUAGCUGAGAAGCCACAGCCAUUUGAACAAGGAGCACCGUUAACUAUGCCAAUAUCUGCUAUAGCAACAGCUACGCUUCCUCCUACUUCGGGCCAGCAGUCGGGUGCCGAUAGCCUUCUUAACAAGAAUGCAGCAACGAACAUUAUCGUUCCCAAAUCGACGUCGACACCGCAUGCUACGACAAAUGCUGCUAACAAUAAUUCAUCGGUCCCUCUAACGAAUGUGUCACACCAAGCGGUAACUAGUACGUCGUAUGCUAAUUGGGGUGGGAACUAUCCUGGGGUAGUAAUAAAAUCUUCGUCCGGCAUUCCGACGAAUUGCGAAUUGUAUUCAAACGCAACAAAAGUCUCGCAUACAAAUACUUAUCCCUGGGGCUUUGGUGCUGCAUCGGUGGUUCCCUAUUCAACCGGGAACUGUGGCAGUCAGCUUACGAUCCAUGCUGCUGGUACUUCCAAACCGUUGGUCUCUAGAUAUGGAAGUAUCUGGGGAGCACCAAUACCUCCGGUCAACAAUUCCGGGGAAACUGGUCCUUUCGGGUGUGUAUCAAGCACAGUGCAAACGAGUUCGCAACCCACAACGGGCAUGCAUUGCCCUAUUCAGCGUCAACCUGUUCCAGUGGUAUCUGCCGCUUCCGUUCCAGUAACAAUGACAGGAGUCUUUGGACAAACACAACACGUUCCCCGACUGUACGGAAAUCUGAAUCCCGUGGUUGCUACUACAAAUGUGGGUGAUUCGGAACAGCAGCAGAUGGCUGGAUCGCAUUAUCAAGUGCCAUCCAAUAUGCAGCAGUUACACAUGCCCUUACACCACGUACCUUCCGGUGAGCAAAUAGCGGCGCGACAUGUGAUGCAACGUGAUUUGCCUACAUUCUCCGGUGACCCACAAGAUUGGCCAAUGUUUCUCAGUUCGUUUCAAAGUUCAACGAUGGCUUGUGGGUAUACCGACGUGGAGAAUCUUUCCAGAUUACAACGCUGCUUAAAGGGACAAGCACUUGAAUCAGUGAAAAGUCGUCUGCUGUUGCCUCAAUCGGUGCCGCACGUGAUGGAGACACUACAGAUGCUGUAUGGACGACCAGAAAUAUUAAUUCACUCCCUACUGCAGAAAUUGCGAAGCGUUCCAUCGCCAAAGGCUGAAAAUUUGCAAUCUAUUAUAACCUACGGGUUGGCCGUACGCAAUCUUGUCGAUCACAUGUUCGUAGCAGAUCUGGUGGAACACUUGCGCAAUCCAAUGUUGGUGCAUGAGUUGGUUGAGAAGCUUCCGCCACAAAUGCGAAUGCAAUGGUCCUGGUACAAGCGCACAAUUUUGGACGUGAACUUGGCAACUUUCGGUGAUUUCAUGUCGGAGUUGGUGAAGACAGCGACAGAUGUAACGGUCCCUGGAGAUAAUUCUAACAAGCAUGUCAACGCAGUACGAGAGCAACAGAAGCUGUACGCUCACGCAGAAGCAGAGGGUCUCCAAUCAGCAGAAAUGACGGCGAACAAGCCAACACAUUUAGGUGAUUCACUAUUGUUGAAGAGAUUAUGCGCCUACUGUUCGGACGAUACUCAUGAAGUAGCGCGAUGUCCUCAGUUUAAGAGUUUAGAUAUUGACGGGAGGUGGAAGGCGAUUCGGUCCAAAGGACUCUGCAGAACGUGUCUGAUUCCGCAUCGAAAGUGGCCAUGUCGUUCAGGGAAAGAGUGCGGAGUAGAUGGUUGCCGGUUCCGACAUCAUGGUUUGCUACAUUCCCGAGCGGUGAUGGAGUCAGUCACUAAUCAUCCAACGGCCGGUGAAAACAUCGCGCGGCAGAAUCAUCAUUCUGGGACCAAUUUAUCUCUCUUUCGCUAUCUACCUGUAUCGCUCGAGGGGAAUGGAAAGCAAGUGGAGACGUUUGCAUUUUUAGACGAUGGAUGUGAGUCUACACUGAUGGAAGCCGGUCUUGCAGCGGAGUUGGACAUCAACGGCCCAGAGGAGUCUCUUUGUCUUGCAUGGACAGGAAAUAUAUCUCGAGAAGAAAAGGGUUCUCAACGAAUUUCAGUUGCCAUCUCCGGAACUGGACUAAAGAACAAAUUUCAAUUGAGCAAUGUGCGCACGGUACAGAAGUUGAAGCUUCAAGGUCAAUCAUUCAACUAUACCGAGCUUCAAAAGAUUUAUCCACACCUUAGAGGUCUUCCACUGGACAGCUACUCUGACGCGAUACCGAGGAUAAUCAUUGGCAUCGAACACGCGCAAAUGCUUACUACAUUGAGGGUACGAGAAGGAAAACCCAACGAACCAGUGGCAGCAAAGACGCGACUAGGUUGGUGCGUUUACGGUAAGCAGGUCGAUGGUAGCAGUUCUGUUAAGCGGUUGCAUGUCCACUCAGAGGAGAUCGGAAACCAAGAGCUGCACGAGUUGAUGAAGCAGUAUUACUGUGUCGAGGAGGCGGCGGUGGCUACACCUUUAGAAUCAGAAGACGACAAACGAGCACGCCAAAUCCUAGAGAACACAACACGAAGAGUUGGUAAAGGUUUCGAAACCGGGCUUCUGUGGAAAUAUGACCGGCCGUCGUUUCCAAAUAGCUAUCCACUUGCCCUGCGCAGAAUGCAAUCGUUGGAGAAGCGGCUCGCCAGGGAACCAGCUCUUCGUGAGCGAGUGAACGCACUGAUCGUAGAGUACGAGUCGAAAGGGUAUGCCCAUCGAAUCACACAAGAAGAGGAGGAGUCGACGAAUCUUGAUCGCGUGUGGUACCUGCCACUCGGAGUUGUGAGAAACCCAAAAAAACCCGAAAAGAUUCGCCUGAUCUGGGAUGCUGCAGCACGUGUAAACGGUGUUUCGCUAAACGAUAUGCUCCUGAAGGGGCCAGAUAUGCUCACGUCACUAUUCGCAGUUCUGCUGCAGUUUCGUCAGAGACCAGUUGCAAUUUGUGGGGACAUCAAAGAAAUGUUCCACCAAAUUAGGAUCAUCUCGCGGGAUAAGCAUUCACAGAGAUUUGUCUAUCGAAAGCAGCCUGAUCAGGUACCGACGGUCUUCGUAAUGGACGUGGCAACGUUUGGUGCGACGUGCUCACCGUGCUCCGCACAAUAUGUGAAGAACAUGAAUGCACAGGAUUUCGAACCCCUUUUUCCAAGGGCUGUCGAAGCGAUUCUCAAGGCCCAUUACGUUGAUGACUACUUGGAUAGCGUAGACACGAUUGACGAAGCGGUUCAGAUAGUAGAAGAGGUAAAACACGUUCAUGCGCAAGGUGGUUUCGAAAUAAGGAACUUCUCGUCCAAUUCAUCGGAGGUUCUGCGACGUCUAGGCGAGACCAAGGAUGUGCAGAAGAAAUCGAUGAUCCUAGAGAAGAUUUCGGAUUCGGAGCGCGUUCUAGGUAUGGUAUGGAGACCCGCAUUAGAUGUUUUCACAUUUGACACAACUUUGAAGGACGAUCUUGUUGUUCUACUGGCAGAAGAUUCAUUCAUUCCAACGAAACGACAGGUUUUAAGGCUCGUUAUGUCGCUGUUUGAUCCAUACGGGUUUAUAGCCCAUUUCAUCGUCCACGGCAAGAUUCUCAUGCAACAUAUCUGGAGAUCUGGCACAGAUUGGGAUGAAAAGAUUGUGGAAAGUCUACUGGAUCUGUGGAAUGACUGGACGCGACUUCUGAAAAACUUGAGUGAAGUGGAGGUUCCGCGCUGCUUCUUCGGCAAGAUGAGUAGUAAGCUACAUAGCGGCAUCCAACUUCACGUGUUUGUCGAUGCCAGUGAGUUGGCAUACGCUUGUGUCGCGUAUCUGCGGAUCGUACAAGAGGGAAAGGUUCGAUGUGUUCUUGUUGCAGCAAAGACGAAAGUGGCACCUCUAAAGUCGAUCUCCAUUCCCCGCCUAGAGCUGCAAGCAGGACUGAUAGGUGGUCGGUUGAUGGAGAAUAUAGGAACGGCCCUGAAUCUUCCUAUCGAAAAACGUUUUGUGUGGACUGAUUCCAGAACUGUUCUCUCGUGGAUUCGAUCGGAUAGUCGCCGUUACCACCAGUACGUGGGGUUUCGAGUUGGCGAAAUUCUGAAUGUAUCUACCGUAGAUGAGUGGCGUUAUGUUCCGUCUAAGCAGAACGUGGCUGACGAUGCGACGAAGUGGGGUUUCGGACCCAGUUUUAGCUUUAGCAGCCGUUGGUACAUUGGCGAGAACUUUCUCUAUUGUCCGGAGAACGAAUGGCCUACGCAACCAGUUAAGCAAUGGACGACAGAAGAAGAAUUGCGUGUCGUGUUUCAAUAUCAUCAGGAAUUGCCGCCACCACUGAUCGACGUGAGCAGGUUUUCGAGCUGGAAUCGUCUACUACGAACGACAGCGUACGUGCUGAGAGCAGUUAAGCUAUUCCGGAAAGGAAAACAGACUGGGCCACUGACAAGCGGUGAGCUGCGGCAGGCGGAAAAUUUAUUGUGGCGGCUGGCGCAAUUUGAAGUAUAUCCCGACGAGUACUGUGUGCUAGAGUUCAACAAAUCGAACCCAGAGAAGGAAAAACGACGCAUCGAGAAGUAUAGCCCGCUGUACGAGCAGUCACCGUAUAUGGAUGAUGAGGGUGUAAUAAGAAUGAACAGUAGGAUAGGUGCUGCACCAACGGUCUCAUUCGGGGCAAAAUAUCCUAUUCUGUUGCCAAAAGACCACAAAUUAACAGCUCUUCUCGUUGACAAUUAUCACCAACGCUUCAAACACCAAAAUCAGGAAACAGUAUUUAACGAGAUUCGUCAGCAAUUUCGAAUACCAAAGUUACGCCCACUGAUACAACGUGUGGCCCGAAGCUGUCUGUAUUGCAAAGUCCGAAAGGCAACACCAAAACCACCGAUGAUGGCACCGCUUCCGAGGGUUCGUUUGACACCCCAUAUUCGGGCAUUUAGUUACACCGGCAUUGACUACUUCGGUCCAAUCCAGGUGAAGCAGGGUCGUAGUUUGGUAAAGCGAUGGGUGGCACUAUUUACGUGUCUUACUACGCGAGCUGUACAUCUGGAGAUUGUACACAGUCUCUCCACUCAAUCAUGUGUGAUGGCAAUUCGUAGAUUUAUUGCUCGCAGAGGAUCUCCGUCGGAUUUAUACUCCGACAACGGAACCUGUUUCCGAGGAGCUAGCAACUUGUUAACGGAGCAGAUUAAAGCCAUUCACGAGGGCUGUGCAGUGACUUUCACCAAUGCACACACGAACUGGCACUUCAAUCCGCCAUCCGCACCUCACAUGGGCGGAUGCUGGGAGCGCAUGGUGCGCUCUGUGAAGGCAGCAAUGGGAGGCAUCUCAGAACAUUCUCGUCAUCCAAGUGAUGAGGUUCUGGAGACUGUGGUGCUGGAGGCAGAAUCAAUCGUAAAUUCCCGACCGCUAACCUACGUUCCACUCGACAAUGCUGAUCAAGAAGCGCUUACCCCGAAUCACUUCCUGUUGUACGGGUCAAGUGGUAUCGUGCAACCAAGAACACAGCUAGUGUAUGACGGCUCUGCGCUACGUGACAGCUGGAAGCUAGCACAGCAUCUAGCGAAUGAGUUUUGGAAGCGCUGGGUACGGGAGUAUCUACCAACGUUGACAAGGCGAACUAAGUGGUUCGAGCAUGUAAAGCCCAUAGAACCCGGGGAUGUGGUUAUUGUAGUUGACGAAAACAAGCGAAACGGAUGGUUGCGAGGACGCGUCGUGGAGAUCGUUCGUGGCAGGGACGGUCAGGUCCGGAGUGCAAAAGUGCGCACAACCGAUGAAGCAAAGGCUGGGAUUCCCGGAACUACACGGGAGGGAGAAUGUUGA